This is a messenger RNA of Lolium perenne, 2818 nucleotides long. RefSeq names its product chaperone protein ClpB1. Lineage: Eukaryota; Viridiplantae; Streptophyta; Magnoliopsida; Poales; Poaceae. Gene Ontology annotation, biological process: cellular response to heat. Gene Ontology annotation, cellular component: cytoplasm. Gene Ontology annotation, molecular function: ATP binding; ATP hydrolysis activity. The record is from RefSeq and is a predicted model, not a curated record.
GUCCUCCGACUCGCCGCCGCUCCCGCACAAUGACCUCCCGCAGCACUCCCUUCGAGGUCCAGCCCUCCACCGACGCCUUCGACGUCCCUCCCAUCUGCCGCAGAUACGAAGCUUACGACGACGAUGAGUACCUCUCUCUCAGCCGGCGCCGCCGCUUCGUCGUCGACCUCGACGAAGACAGCCCUCCUUCCUCCCCCACCUUGCUCCGGCUCAGCAGGUACCCUUCGUCCCUCACCCGGCAGUCUCGGCUCCACACCAAGUCCAUCUACCGUCGCGGCAGCGCUUCCCUCGCUGCACCUUUCGGAUUCAAGCGCGCGGCUGCGGCUGCGGCUGCGGCGUCUUCAAGUUCAACGGAGGCCGUUAUCCUUGGCCAGCCGGCGGAGGAUCAUCCGCUGCUGAGGCCUCGCCAUCUGUCCUCCGCUGCUUCUGCCAGCGCCUCCCUCCGGUACACCCCGGCCCCGGCUGCAAGAACGCUGAGCCCGGUCGCCUCUUCGACCUCUCCGCCGCCGACCGGUUCGUGGGCCGCCUCGGCCUACGCCCCUGGCCGUAGUAUCCCCCGAUCCGCGCCGAAGCCGCCCGUUGUCAAAACCCCGGCCACCACAUUGAACACUUCUGCUGGAGGUGGGCCCAGUUUUCUCGCCGGCGCCGCGCCCAGGGCGGGGGCAAAGAAGGAGAAGGCUUUGCGGGCGUACGGACGGGACAUGACGGCCGCGGUCGGCAACACUGAUCCAGUGAUCGGACGCGACGACGAGAUCGAUCGCGUUGUCUGCAUCCUCUGCCGCCGUACCAAGAACAGCGCUGUGCUAGUCGGCGCGCCGGGGGUCGGCAAGACGGCCAUUGCAGAGGGCCUCGCCCAGCGCAUCGCCGCUGGCACGGUCCCUGCCGCGCUUGCUGGAGCGCGCCUUGUGGAGGUCGACCUUGGUGCCAUGGUGGCAGGGACCCAGUACCGCGGCAUGUUUGAGGAACGCCUGAAGAAUGUGAUCAAGGAGGCGGAGGAUGCAAACAGUAAUAAGGUUAUUCUGUUCAUCGAUGAGGUGCACAUGCUUGUUGGCGCCGGGAAGUGCGGUGGCGGCAGCAUGGACGGCGCCAACCUGCUGAAGCCGGCAUUGGCCCGUGGCCGUAUCCGCUGUGUGGGCGCUACGACUUUUGAUGAGUACCGCAAGUAUAUCGAAAAAGAUGCUGCAUUGGAGCGGCGGUUCCAGAUGGUGCACGUGGAGGAGCCGAGCGCAGAGGCAACAAUUGCCAUUCUGCAGGGUCUAAAACGGAGGUAUGAAGAGCACCAUGGUUUGAGAAUUCAGGAUGCUGCUCUUGUUGCUGCUGCACAGCUUGCUGGCCGCUACAUAACUGGUCGUCAGUUUCCUGAUAAGGCAAUUGAUCUGAUUGAUGAGGCAUGCUCUACUACAAGGAUGCAAAUUGACAGCAAAAGACAUGUGACCGCAGCACAAAGUAGCUCUGCUGUAGUAGUGAAGGAAGGAAUUCUUGAACCAGAACAUGUUGCACAAGUUGUGAGUCGAUGGACAGGAAUUCCUGUUACUACGCUUGAUCAAGAGGAGAAAGAUAAGUUAAUCCACCUUCCCGACAGAUUGCAUGAGCGAGUCGUUGGCCAGGAUGAAGCGGUCAAUUUGGUCGCGCAAGCGGUCUUACGCUCCAGGGCUGGUCUUGAUCAACCUGGCCAACCGAUAGGAUCUUUCCUGUUUCUGGGACCGACCGGCGUUGGAAAGACUGAGCUUGCGAAAGCUCUUGCUGAGCAGCUAUUUAACAGUGAGAAAAUGUUGGUUCGCUUUGACAUGUCUGAGUAUGUUACCAGUGGAUCUGUGCUGCGCCUCAUUGGUGCACCUCCAAGCUAUCAUGGUCAUCAAGAUGGGGGACAACUAACUGAGAAAAUUAGGAGGCGUCCAUACAGUGUCAUUCUUUUUGAUGAGGUAGAGAAGGCAGAUCCCUCUGUGUUCAAUGUAUUUCUUCAGCUUUUUGAUGAUGGUAUGUUGACCGAUGGUAAAGGCCGGACUGUGGAUUUCAAGAACACCAUCAUCAUUAUGACCUCAAAUCUGGGAGCAGAGCACCUGACAGCAGGAAUGAAUGGACAGACAACAAUGGAAGCUGCACGUGGUCUUGUUAUGGAACAGGUUCGGAAACACUUCAAGCCUGAGCUCCUCAACAGAUUGAGUGAGAUGGUGAUAUUUGAACCGCUUUCGCAUGACAAACUAAAGGAGGUUGUCAAAUUCCAGAUGAAGAGUACCGUUGCCAAUCUAGCUGACAAGGGCAUCUCUCUAACUGCAAGUAAUGCCGCGAUGGAUGUUAUCUUGUCAGAAUCUUACAACCCUAUGUAUGGCGCAAGGCCCAUAAGAAGGUGGGUGCACAAGAAUGUGAUGACAAAGCUCUCCGAGUUACUGGUCAAAGGAGACGCUGGCGAGGGGUCCAUAGUUUCCAUUGAUGCUACGGCUGACAGGAAGGGGCUGAAGUAUGAAGUGGUGAAGAAGAAGGUAGCUGAUCCGCGGGGCAAGAAGCCAAUGGUGGACCUUCCCAGCGAUUCUGACGACAGCAGCGAUGAUGUGGUCGAGGUUGGUCCCGUAGCAAAGAAGGCGAAGGUGGUAAGCUUCAGCAUACCAGCAGAUGGCAAGUGAAUGAGCUAGUCUGGUCAGCUUUGCUUUGGCAAGCAAAGCUGCUUCGUUUGGGUGUUGGGCAAUAACCAGCAGCAAGAUGGACUAUGUAGGCAGUUGGUUUAGGUUAUUACCACGUUAUUGCUAGUGCACUUUCUCCCCGGGCGAUAGCUUGAAACUGGUGCAUCGUUUAUGUGCUUUAAUAUGAGACGGUUACAUUA